AUGUCUUCCUCAGCAAGAAGCGCUCCUCAACAGCACAAACAGCCAUCACGCAAAGGCAAAAAGGCCUGGCGGAAAAAUGUCGACAUUGAAGAGGUUCAGCAUGGCUUGGAUUCGCUCCGAGAACAAAUCAUCCAAGGCGGACCCGUGGCAGAGAAAACUUCCGAAGAACUCUUUGCACUUGAUACAACAGGAUCGGAGGAUAUCAAGAGGAAGUACAAAAUACAGAAGCCGUUGAAGGUGGAUCAGAUUCUCGCCAAACGCUCAGCGGUUCCAGCGGUCGAUUCGCGAAAGAGACAACACUCGGCGGUCACUGACGGAGUUCUUGAAUCUACAAACAAAAGGCAGAAACCCGAUUGGGUGAGCAAAAAGGAAGUGCGUCGCUUGAAAAGCAGCCUUGACAGCACGUCAAGAUUGGAUGCAGACAAAUUGGACAUCGAGACAUCCGGGUUUGAUCUAUGGGCGGCGGAGACGCCAGCUAGCGUACCGGAAGACAAGUCAACCGAGUAUGUGCCUAAACCAAGAGCAAAGGUGGCGCCCGUAACAUUGAAAAAGGCGCCGAUCCCGAUGACCGCAGAUGGCAGGCCGGUUCGAGCAGUUCAGCAGCCCAACGCUGGUACGAGCUACAACCCAUCUUUCGAGGAAUGGGAUGAUCUGCUCAACCAAGAAGGCGCCAAGGAGGUGGAAGCAGAGCGCUUACGUCUUGCCCAAGCCAAGGCGGCAGCCGAGAAGGAAGCAAGGGUGCAAGCCCUGGCUGCAAUGCCAGAAGCGAACCCUGCGGAUGAUGAAAGCGCGUGGGAAGGAUUCGAGACCGAGAAUGAGGACUCAGAGGCCUUGAAGAAGAAGCGGCCACAGCGAAAAACGCCCGCGCAGCGGAAUAAGGCCAAGCGGAGAAAAGAAGCGGAGCGAAUCGCAAAGCACGAGAAGAAGAUGGGGGACAAGGCAAAGCAAACAGAACAGAUGAUCAUGGUUAUGAUCAAGCGCGGCCAAGAGGAUGAGCUGGAGCCAAGCAAUGAGACUCCAGAGGUAGAAGACGGCGACGACCGAGUUUUGCGCCGGCGGAAGAGAGGGAAUGCGAUAAUCCCAGAGAAGCCUCUAGAGGUUGUUCUUCCGGACGAGCUGCAAGAGUCACUGCGACGACUUAAGCCUGAGGGUAACUUGCUGAACGAACGGUUUCGGAAUUUACUGGUGAAUGGCAAGCUGGAGGCUCGCAAAGUCAUAGUGCAACCCAAGAAGCGCAAGGUGAAGAUGACAGAGAAAUGGAGCUACAAGGACUUUAGCAUUCAGGUCUGA
Exophiala aquamarina CBS 119918 is the source of this 1290-nucleotide messenger RNA. RefSeq lists its product as uncharacterized. The transcript has a single exon. NCBI's taxonomy places the organism in Eukaryota, Fungi, Ascomycota, Eurotiomycetes, Chaetothyriales, Herpotrichiellaceae. Gene Ontology annotation, molecular function: 5S rRNA binding. Gene Ontology annotation, biological process: ribosomal large subunit assembly; rRNA processing. The coding region runs from base 1 to 1290 and encodes 429 amino acids. The record is from RefSeq and is a predicted model, not a curated record. Gene Ontology annotation, cellular component: nucleolus.